ACAGGCCAGUCCAAGAUGGGAAACCAACCACCGACUAAGGCCACACUCUCUGGGUUAGUCACAAGAAUUUGGCGCUACCCUUAUAGAGCUAAUGGACAAGAGAUGGAAGUCCUAAUCAUGUUACGGCAUCAUCGCCAUAAGGGUGAAAAGAUCAUAUAUGUCGACGGGCAAAUUGUUCACCACUCCAUCGACCGUAUUGACAGCGGGGGAAUCGUAUCCUUCGAAAUUCUUCAAGGAAAAGUGCCGUGUGAGCUCACCGUCGUUGACUACCCUGGGCUCACUUCCUAUUCGCUGGUUAUUCGAGGUCGUCCAUGGGCCUGCGACACAGAGCAAGCGGACGGUGGAGAGGGAGGAAGGCAGCCAGUGGGUUUAUCAGAAAAUUUGUCCAUAGAAAGCGUGACGGUAGCUUCUGUAGCUUUGUUGCCAUUGGACACUGAAAAGGGAGGAGAUGACAGAGAAAAAAGGAAGACGAGGGAGGAUAAACUGGAAGAUGAGGUUGAGGAAGAGGAGGAGGAAACCCUACUGCAAUCAUCUUCUCGAGGCGUCGUCAGGUCCGGUGGAAAAGCGAAAGUGGGAGCUUUCUACACACUGAAGACGCGGUGGGCCGCGACGGAGGGAACCGGAGCCGAGGAAGGAGAGCAAGGAGCGAACGGGAGGGCGGGUCCCAAGGAAAAGGAACACCGGUUUCGGUUCCGAGACUUUGACAAACUGGAUGUGAAAAUUCGGUCUUACUUUUGGGGACACCACCUUGCUUCCUCCCUCCCUCGUCUUCCUCCCAAAUAUCUGAAAGCCCUCACGGCGCACACUUCCCCCUCCUUCCUGGAGGAGAGGCGCGCAGCAUUGGACGCCUACAUGCAGAGACUACAGAACUUCCCAUACGUCCAACGGAAUCCGGAUUGGCAAGCGUUUGUACUGGGGGAGCCGGGCUUACGAUAA
This is a messenger RNA of Nannochloropsis gaditana CCMP526, 936 nucleotides long. Its product is annotated as px domain containing protein. The record is from RefSeq and is a predicted model, not a curated record. Gene Ontology annotation, molecular function: phosphatidylinositol binding. The transcript has 6 exons. The coding region runs from base 16 to 936 and encodes 306 amino acids.